AUGUAUGACAUGCUGAGUGAUGUUGAUACUUAUACAACUAUCAAUAACAUUAGGGUUAAUAAAAUGAUAAAAGAUAUUCACAGUACUCUUUAUGAGAUGCUGAUGCUGCACAAGAUUAACAACUCUUUAUAUGAAUACUUUAAAGUGAUAGAUGGACAACAGCACCUGUAUCCAUCUUUAUUGAGAGAGAGAGAAUUGAAAAAGGCUCUCUUGUCUGCUGCCAGUGUUUUGAGAGACAGUAAAGACUUUUUAGCGAGUUUGUCCACUUAUAUGACCUUACAGAAUGAUUUGAAGAGUCUUUAUAUGGUAACCCUUGAUGAUAAUAGCUUAUUUACUGUAAUACUUAAUGAGUAUGGUAUUUUAGCAGUAAAGGCCUUCCUAUCUGAGAAAAUGAUGUUCACCAAUGAGAGAUUUUAUUUUUUUUCCUGCAGGUCCCCUUUCUUGGAAUUAUCACAGUUUGCAGGCUACCAGCUGUAUGGUAGUGAAGAAGUUCCUUCGGGUGGCAUUAUUACAGGCAUUGGUCGUGUAUCUGGAGUGGAAUGUAUGAUAGUUGCAAAUGACCCAACAGUAAAAGGUGGCACUUACUAUCCAAUCACGGUGAAGAAACAUCUUCGGGCACAGGAGAUUGCUUCUGAAAACCACCUUACCUGCAUUUAUCUGGUUGACUCAGGUGGUGCAAAUUUGCCUCGACAAGCAGAAGUUUUCCCUGAUCGAGAGCAUUUUGGACGCAUUUUCUAUAACCAGGCUGUAAUGUCUUCUCAAGGAAUUUCUCAGAUUGCUGCUGUUAUGGGAUCUUGCACUGCAGGAGGAGCAUAUGUACCAGCAAUGGCAGAUGAAAGCAUUAUUGUACGAAAACAGGGCACAAUAUUUCUAGGGGGUCCACCACUGGUAAAAGCUGCAACUGGUGAGGAAGUGUCUGCAGAGGAUCUUGGAGGUGCUGAUCUUCACUGCAGGAAGUCUGGUGUUACUGAUCACUAUGCCGCGGAUGAUGCUCAUGCACUACAUCUGGCUAGGAAAUCUGUAAGAAGUUUGAAUUACCAGAAGAAACUUGAUGUCACUGUGGAACCGCCGGAGGAACCAAUAUUCUCUGCAGAUGAAUUGUAUGGGAUAGUCGGCGAUAAUUUGAAACGGAACUUUGAUGUCCGUGAGGUGAUUUCUCGAAUUGUAGAUGGUAGCAAAUUUGAUGAAUUCAAAGCUUUAUAUGGGGACACACUAGUGACAGGAUUUUCCAGAAUAUUUGGCUAUCCUGUAGGAAUUAUUGGAAAUAAUGGAGUCCUGUUCUCAGAAUCUGCAAAGAAGGGCACUCACUUUAUACAGCUCUGCUGUCAACGUAAUAUCCCCCUAAUAUUUUUGCAGAACAUCACUGGUUUCAUGGUUGGCAGAGAAUAUGAAGCUGGUGGAAUAGCUAAAGAUGGAGCAAAGAUGGUAACUGCGGUAGCUUGUGCCAGUGUACCUAAACUGACUGUCAUCAUUGGAGGAUCAUAUGGUGCUGGAAAUUAUGGAAUGUGUGGAAGGGCAUACAGUCCACGCUUUCUGUAUAUGUGGCCCAAUGCCCGAAUUUCUGUGAUGGGAGGUGAGCAGGCAGCCACAGUAUUGGCCACAGUCGCAAAGGACCAAAAAGCGAGGGAAGGAAAGGAGUUCUCUGCAGCAGAAGAGGCAGCGCUGAAGGAGCCAAUAAUCAGACGGUUUGAAGAAGAAGGCAAUCCUUACUAUUCUAGUGCAAGGUUGUGGGAUGACGGGAUCAUUGACCCUUCUGAUACCAGGCUAGUCUUGGGCCUUAGUCUCAGUGCAGCCCUUAAUGCACCCACGAAGAAGACACAGUUUGGAGUCUUCAGGAUGUAAUCUUACAUUAAUGUCUUCAGAAGUGUAACUGAUGAUCAUGUAUAUCAUAAUUUUGGUUAUGUAUAUAAUAAAUAUUUAAUUUAAA
Molecule: messenger RNA, 1927 nt
Organism: Protopterus annectens (West African lungfish)
Lineage: Eukaryota; Metazoa; Chordata; Ceratodontiformes; Protopteridae
Gene: MCCC2
Product: methylcrotonyl-CoA carboxylase subunit 2
Exons: 16
Coding region: 1-1842 (613 amino acids)
Biological process (GO): L-leucine catabolic process
Cellular component (GO): methylcrotonoyl-CoA carboxylase complex; mitochondrion
Molecular function (GO): methylcrotonoyl-CoA carboxylase activity
Source: RefSeq, a predicted model, not a curated record